GAUAGAGCGAGCAAACGAGAGAGAGAGACAGGAAGACAAGAAGCGUGUAUUUGCAGAGCGUGCGCAGCUAGAGGAGAGAAACCCUUGCACGCACGGCGUGCGUCCGCAACGAACAUGGACUAAAGUGAUCGCGGCGCUCAGCUUCCACGCCAAGUGUGCUCCACUGUGAACUUCGCCAUGGCCGCUUCUGCCGCUGCUCCUGCUGCUUCUCUGGGGGAAGUUGGCGGCGUCCUGCACGGUAUCGACGGUAUCGCGCACGUUGGAUCUCAUUUCCUGCUGACCCCGAUCGUGGACAGUCCACCGAUCCUGCUGGGGGAACAACUCUUGCCCGGGGAUAGACUGUCCCGCAGCUCGGUCGCGGAUUUAGCGCACCUUAAAGGGAUCCUGAGGAGGAGACAGUUGUACUGCAGGACCGGCUUCCACCUGGAGAUACUUCCGGAUGGCACUGUGCAAGGAACCAGAAAGGAUCACAGUCGUUUCGGUAUUUUGGAAUUCAUAAGUCUUGCUGUUGGCCUAAUAAGCAUCCGAGGAGUUGACAGUGGACUCUAUCUGGGAAUGAAUGACAAAGGAGAGCUGUAUGGCUCUGAGAAGUUGACAGCUGAAUGCGUAUUUCGGGAGCAGUUUGAGGAGAACUGGUACAACACAUACUCGUCUAACCUCUACAAACAUGGAGACAAAGGGACUCGUUACUUUGUGGCUUUGAACAAAGACGGGACACCAAGGGAUGGGACCAAAUCCAGGCGGCAUCAGAAAUUCACACAUUUCUUGCCCAGGCCUGUUGACCCUGAUCGCGUGCCAGAGCUAUACAGAGACAUCUUGGGCCACAGCUGAGACCCGCCAAGGUCCGGUCCGGAGCAGGAAUAGCUGCUGCCGCCCUCGCACGCACGCGAGCGAGCGAUAGGGGAUGGACGCAGGCAGUACUGGCUGGAGGAUAGCGGGCCAACGGGCCAACGGGCAGGGAUAAAGGUACUGGGGCCCCCUCCAGGAAUGCACGGGCAUCUCUCAGCAGCCACAGACAGGCGAGACUGUCUGACUCUGUCAGUCUGCACGCUCAGCAUGAGGGGUCAUUUUCUUCUCGUUGGCGGAAGAACCUCAAAGUACCUGCGAGGAAUAGGAGACCAAGCGAAAAACGGCCUUCUCUUAGAGUGGGAGUAUGUGGGAACGUGUUUAUUUGGGUGCUUCGGUCUGUUCUGGAGGACUUUGAAGGAAAACCGUGACUUUUUUUUUUUUAAAGAGGAGCUAAAGCAUACCGAUUUAUUUAUUCCUAUUAGAUGCAUAUAUUUAUGGUAUAUAUAUUUAUUUAUUUGAGAAUUUAUUUUUACAUUUAGAUACAUGCAAUAUAGAGAAACUACUAGAAACUGUAUGAAUUAUGUAAAGGCUGAAACACUGUACUAUAAUUGUCUUUUAUCCUGAGAAAGGCUCCACAACACUGUAGCACCACCAAGAAUAUGAUCAAUAUUCAUGACAUUUGUAAUGGACCCGCCAACAUUUCCCAAUGCAUUUCACAACAACUACCAAUCAAAAUUUAAAGAGCCCCUGCCUGGCACACUUACAAAUUUGUGUGUAAUCAGCAAGAUCUCUUAUAAAUGAUUCAUGUCCAACAAUAAAUAAGAAUGUGAUCAUAAUAAGUUUUACUGUGAGAGUCACCGCAAACUUCCUGUAUGUCCAAUGUUACUUCACAAAGGUACGCUUGACUGGUUGCCUUUAUCAUCCACAGUUUCAACAUAUAAAGCUGCUUACGAGAUCAAUGUUGUGUUUCUUCAUCAUGCUUACGAGCAGCUCGUAUAGAGCUAAUGCCCACAUAAAAACCUCAAAGUCCACAAUGGACCAAUUACAAUGUUGACCUCGAG
Corythoichthys intestinalis (scribbled pipefish) is the source of this 1850-nucleotide messenger RNA. RefSeq names its product fibroblast growth factor 20b (gene fgf20b). NCBI's taxonomy places the organism in Eukaryota, Metazoa, Chordata, Actinopteri, Syngnathiformes, Syngnathidae. Gene Ontology annotation, cellular component: cytoplasm. The record is from RefSeq and is a predicted model, not a curated record. Gene Ontology annotation, molecular function: fibroblast growth factor receptor binding; growth factor activity. Gene Ontology annotation, biological process: positive regulation of gene expression; animal organ morphogenesis; cell differentiation. The transcript is spliced from 3 exons. Bases 178 to 831 code for a protein of 217 amino acids.